CGCCCUCUCCGUCACCGCUCUACCGAGAUACCCUUGAGAUAUCAUAUCCUCAAGCUCCGAUAGAUAUCCAGAAAAUAAAAUCGGCUGUUUGCUAUUUAUAAAGACCGUCAAGAUGUCCACUGAUCUUUGUCCGGUUUACGCGCCCUUCUUCGGCGCCCUAGGCUGCACCUCCGCUAUCGUCUUCACCUGUUUCGGUGCCGCCUAUGGAACCGCCAAAGCCGGUGUAGGUGUUUGCGGUAUGGCCGUUCUCCGGCCUGAUCUGAUUGUUCGAAACAUCGUCCCCAUUGUCAUGGCUGGUAUUAUCGCCAUUUACGGUCUCGUCGUCUCCGUGCUGAUUGCGAAUGAUUUGAAUCAACGUCUGCCUCUGUAUACGGGGUUCAUUCAACUUGGUGCUGGCCUUGCUGUUGGUUUGGCUGGUUUGGCUGCUGGUUUCGCAAUUGGUAUCGUCGGAGACGCCGGUGUCCGUGGGUCCGCUCAACAACCCCGUCUUUAUGUCGGAAUGAUUCUUAUUCUUAUUUUUGCUGAAGUUUUGGGUCUCUACGGUCUCAUCGUCGCUCUACUCAUGAACUCGCGCUCACGCGGUGAAUGUUAUUAAACACGACGUAUUGGAGAUGGGUUAAGUGACUGGAAAUCGGAUUAACGUCGAUUUGGAUAUAUAUCUAAACUCGAUGCAUCAUUCAUCGUCAUCACUUGAACCCAAUGUCUGUGCAUGCAUCUUGCGUGCAAGUCAAGCCAUAAACGAUACCCAUCUUUGAGACAAAGCUACUUGGCAGUCUUACUGAUGAAUAUCGUACUAGACGAGACUGAACUUAUAUCACACAGAGAAAAUAUGCAGUCUAUUCUCGCCAUUCAUGUAAAGCAAAGAAAAUCAUUUCUCUUUUCUUUUCUCUUUUCUUUUUUAUUUCUGUUGUUGUUUGUUUGUGUGUUCUGGUAUGUUUUACGUUAUUGACAUAUAUAUUUGAAUUACAUUGAGUAGAUUUAAACUAG
This is a messenger RNA of Talaromyces stipitatus ATCC 10500, 987 nucleotides long. Its product is annotated as vacuolar ATP synthase 16 kDa proteolipid subunit, putative. Gene Ontology annotation, molecular function: proton-transporting ATPase activity, rotational mechanism. Bases 113 to 595 code for a protein of 160 amino acids. Lineage: Eukaryota; Fungi; Ascomycota; Eurotiomycetes; Eurotiales; Trichocomaceae. The transcript is spliced from 6 exons. Gene Ontology annotation, cellular component: proton-transporting V-type ATPase, V0 domain. Gene Ontology annotation, biological process: proton transmembrane transport. The record is from RefSeq and is a predicted model, not a curated record.